Molecule: messenger RNA, 14345 nt
Organism: Pocillopora verrucosa
Lineage: Eukaryota; Metazoa; Cnidaria; Anthozoa; Scleractinia; Pocilloporidae
Source: RefSeq, a predicted model, not a curated record
AUGCGGCUAUCCUUUAUCACGCAUUUUGGCGCGUUGGUAAUUUUGUUACAUUUAGUAAUUGGCACUGGUGCGGAAUGGAAGAAUCUUAUCGAGGUGAAAGUGCCAGAAGGAAAACCGGAAGAUUACGUAGUUUACAGACUACCGUUUCCCACUAAAGGAGAGGAGUACAUGCUAUUUUACGCACAGAAAGGGGACGCGCUUGACAAGGUCGGUUUAUUCAAGGUCUCUAAAAUUGGUGUCAUCACAACUGUUCAACCUUUGAUUUACGAGAAGGGAAAACCAAACGAGUACGAUUUGACCGUAGUUCGAAGGUCUUCCAAAGAGACAGAUGGAGGCCUGGCGACAACAGUUCGAGUGAUGGUACAAGACGUGAAUAACUUCCCGCCAGUUUUCGCAUACAGUCUCUACAAUGGUUACAUCAAAGAAAAUUCUCCAGAGGGAACUGUGGUAAUGGGCUUGGAAAAUUGCUAUGCUGAUGACCGGGAUACCUCAGGUGUAAGAGAUUACAAAAUAAUAAAAGGAAACGAGAAAGGUUAUCUUAGAGCCGUGAAAUAUGACGUUGGUGAGCACAGUUUUUUACAGCUAAAGGCAACCAAUCGACCGAUCAAGCGGGACGCGAAAAAACCUUUUUUGACGUUGACUGUUGAAGCAGAAGAUAUGGGCAAUCCGCCAAAAACGUCACAAACCACAAUCGAAGUGUUAAUUGAAGAGGUGAACGAUUAUGUUCCUGUAUUUGAUAAAAGCAGCUACAAACGAGAAAUAAGCGAAGAUACUCCUAUUAUGAUGCAAAUUCUCAGUGUUCGAGCAACAGACAAAGACCAAGGAAUUAGCGGUCAGGUUUAUUAUUUCUUCCAAACAUUGUCGAGUUAUUUUACGGUAAACGCCUUUACAGGUGCCAUUACGCUGGUGCGUGAGUUGGAUUAUACACAGGCAGACCAGCGAGUGCACCGGUUGACUGUCAUCGCACGGGAUGCAGGAACACCCAGUAAACAGUCCACGGCUACUGUUACCAUCACUGUUCCCGUGGAUAUUUCCAACUUCCCUCGCCCGGCUUCCACGACUUCCAACCAAGAAAAUGCGGCACCAUUUUUUCCUAGAGCACCGUACCACUUUACACUUCACACAUCGUUUCCCAUCAGGGGUAGUCUUGGUGUUAUUUUGGCAGUGGAUGAAGAUCCACCGGGAUCCAACAGUGCUCUUCGUUAUGCGCUGCAAAAUCCGUCCGGCGAUUUCACUCUAGAUUCCAACAGCGGUGUUCUGACAGUUAACAAGGAACUCGACGCGAAGACAUACAUCUUGUCGGUAAAGGCUGAAGACCAGGGUAACCCACCGAAAGGCGCUGAGGCACAAGUUAAAAUUGAAGUCGAAUCCAUAGAUAAUCCAUUCAACCAUCCGACCUUCAGCAAUCCUAUACAAGUAAUAACGGUCCAAGAAAAUACUAAAAUUGGCACAUCUGUGUUCACAGCAUCGGUAGUCUCCGACGCGAGCACGGACAAAGGAGUAGUAUAUUCGGCAAUCUUCGGUUCUGCGCUGCCAUACUUUGAACUGAACGAAGAUACGGGUGUAUUGAAGACGGCCGCAGCACUCGAUCGAGAAAAGCACGGCAUGUAUGAAUUAAUGAUAGAAGCAAGGAACAAGGAGGAAAUUCCACGCCAUUGCCAUCUGUUUCUGAUAAUAAAAAUCGCAGAUGAGGACGACUCAUACCCUGAUUUCUCCAGGCCAGUUUAUAGCGCUAGUGUACCAGAGAAUAGCCAAAUCGGUACUUUUGUCACAGUCAUCCACGCCAUUGAUCAAGACAAUCCUUCAGUAUCUUACGACCUGUCCAUAUCGUCCUCUGAAUUUCAAAUAGAGGCAGGAACUGGAGUAAUCAGGACGAAAAGAAAGCUCGACCGAGCAAUUGGAGACAGGAAAUUUCUCCUUCAUGUGACAGCAAGUGACGAAGGGGGAAAGACUGCGCACGCGAAUGUGGACAUCAAUGUGACCAGCGCACACGAUUCUAGUCCAAAGUUUGCUCUGGAAAAGUACCAGGCCUCACUGCGAGAAAAGCAGGGAAUGGUUCCUAAUUUGUUGUGCAUAGCUGCGACUGGAAGUAACGGCCCAGUGACAUAUUCGAUCAAAUCGGGAGCCAAUGAAAGAUUCACCAUCAACGAGAAUACAGGUACCUUGUCAGUUUUAGAUUCCUUCGAUUACAGGACCGAGAAAGGGUAUGUUCUUACAGUCGUAGCCAAAGGCGAGAGCUCCUCAAAAACGUCGUCAACUACAGUGACACUGUCAAUUACAAACGAUGACGGCCCGCCGGUCUUCGUUAAGAAAAGCUAUGAAGUUGUAACUCAAGAAAACGUUAAUGUUGGAACAGCUCUACUUGUCGCUGGUGAUGGAUUUCGUUUCUCCACCGACGGUAGGCCCGCAACCGAUUUUGUCUGUUCCCUAGAUGAUAUCACGAGUAGGGAAAUACUGGAUCACUUUCAAGUGGAUAGAAUAGGUUACGAAUGUCACGUAAAAGUGAUUAAAAAUUUUGUUCAAGUCUCCAACCGAGAAUUCACUUUUCAAGUCCGCGUGACAGACAUCAAUCAAAGGAACCUGUUUGAUAAGGCUGGCGUGACGGUAAAAAUAACAGACACGAACGACUAUGCCCCCGAGUUCACGCAAUCCUCCUACUGGGUUUCCAUCGCCAGUGACACUUCCCUGGGAACCAGUUUAGUACAAGUGACUGUCUUUGACAGAGAUACCCCUGGAAAAACUGAGUUUGUUUUAGAGCUCUUAUCCGAGGGUGCGGAUGACAGAUUUCAAAUAGACAGCGAUGGCAUAGUUCGCACGAUUACAUCGGGUCUACCCGAAAACAGAAUUUUCAACCUCAAAGUCAAGGCGAAAGAAACAGGUACCGAUCCCCAACAAGAGAGCGAGGUGUCAUUGAAAAUCUCCGUGCAAAGGACGCCUUUCGUUCCGGUCGAGUUUGGCAGUAACAGUUACCUUCAAUCUCUCACUGAAGACGCAACCGUCGGAGCAUCAGUGUUCACCGUGAGUGCUUCGCGAUCAGGUUCAGACUCCGGAACCCUAACAUACUCCAUAGUAGGCGGAAAUCUGGACAAUGCUUUCAAAAUCGAUACCAGCAGCGGUAAGGUGACCUUAGCUAAGAAUCUUGACUAUGAAACUACCAAGAAGUACAACUUGAUCAUCCGGGCAACUUUUGAUUUCUCCGAUGGAAAUAUUCCGGAUGUUGCAGCCGAGGUUACAGGCCAGGUUACUGUGCAGGAUGUUAAUGACAAUAGUCCCAGGUUUCUCCUUUACAACCGACCGACAAAAAUUGCGAUUGAGAGCUAUACACCAAGUGCCACGGAAGUGAUGAAGGUGACGGCAACAGAUGAGGAUACGGAAAACUUUGGCUCUGUAUCGUAUAAUAUUCAUGACUCCGCAAGUAAUCCAUCCGUUGACAUUCCAUUCUCCAUAAACUCUGUCACAGGCUCGCUCAAGACCAACAGAGAAAUCAAAUUUUCAGAUGGAAGCUUCUAUGCGAUAGUAGUAAGGGCUGUAGAUGGAGCCAGCCGAGAAACUGCCGUGACCAUUGAAAUAACAGUCUUGAAUAUCGGCAAGCCUCCGACAUUCAAACAAGAAGAGUACUUGAAAAGCGUUAGUGAGAAAAGUCCCGUUGGUACCAGUGUGAUCGACAUAAAAGCUGACCAUAACGACCCCACUGCCCCAUUAAAAUAUGCAAUCAUCAAUGGUGACCCCGAGAACAGAUUCUGUAUAAACUACUUGGGUGUUAUUAGUGUGGCGCAGCCCCUGGAUCGCGAGAAGGUGCCAUCAUAUGAGCUCUCAGUAAUGGUGUCCCUAAAUAACAAAAACAGUACCACCGUUGUCAAAGUUACCUUGCAAGAUGCCAACGAUCACGCACCGUCUUUUGAGAAGUCAAUUUUGGUCAUAAAUGUCCCUGAAAAUGAAGUCAAUCUCAAUUUAAAACGUUUGAAGGCAAUUGAUCAGGACAAUGGUGAUUACGGAAAAGUAACUUACUCCAUCAUACAGAGUGUCAGGAGUGACACUAAAGAGCUUUUUGAGGUAGAGCCCGAUAGCGGUUGGGUCAAACUGAAAAAGCCUCUGGAUCGUGAGAAAGCUGCUGAACAUGUGCUGUUCAUCAGGGCACAAGACGGUGCACAACCAGAACCACUGAGCGAUAUUGUCAAGUUAAUUAUCCGAGUAACAGACGUAAAUGACAACAAACCACGUUUCUCUACUUCUUCUUACCAAGCCUCAAUACCUGCCAACCUCAAACAUGGAAGUAAAGUAGUCCAAUUAUCCGCCACAGAUCUAGAUAGUGGUGCCAACAGACUGUUAUAUUACACCAUAAAGAAGGGCAACAAGGACGGUAUUUUUGAGAUAAAAAAUGACAACGGACUUAUCACCCUAGGCAAUAGGCCUCUAGCGUCUGCACUCCAGGACACAUUCACUUUAAUUGUGGAAGCCGCCGAUGAAAAGGACAGAAAUAAAAAAGACGAAGCAACGGUGUUGAUAAAUGUGUUUCCUCCUGAUGGACCCCCGCGGUAUCCAGAUCCUUCGUUAAGUUUCGACAUACAGGAGGGAAUCUUGGCUGGACAGAAGAUCGCAUCAGCAGCCGCAGCCACCACAGAGUACGUCAUUUACACCAUACUGUCGGGUAACGAAGAUGGUGUGAUUCAAAUUGAUCCUUUCUCGGGGGAUCUAGUGACGGCUCAAGAGCUCGAUUAUGAAAAAGCCGAUCGGUAUGAAUUGCACGUAAUGGCGCAAGAUAUCAAAGGACGGAAAGCUGAAGUCAAAAUCAUCAUCAACGUCAUAGAUAUCAAUGACAACAGCCCGUUCUUCAUCGAUGAGGUCAAAGGGAAGGUCGAUCAAAGAGCAACGGCAGGUGCUCGUGCAGGUGACGAAGUGGCCCAAAUAGUAGCAUAUGAUCUAGACAAUGAGUCUUCCAUGAAGUACAAAUUAUCCCCUGAUGCAGAGGCUUACAUUGAUAUUGACGACCAGGGAAUUAUUCGUGCCAAAAGAACUCUUGACGGUACUAUUCCCGGAAAGCGCUCUACUGAACCUUUAAGGACAUUAAAUUUCAAUUUAGAGGCUCGUGAUGGUGCCAAUCCACCGAAUUCUGUAACAACAUCUGUGCGCCUGGCAUUUACUAAUGACCAAGCAGGCCAAAACACUGUGGCCUUAAGGGUUAGGGAGGACACGCCGGUCGGUAAGGUUUUUGCCGUGACUCCCAGAUACAUUCCUGGUGGAAAGUUCUCCAUCUUGUACCCAGAAGAGACCCCUUUCUCUGUCGACGAGGAGGGCAGAAUUCAACUCAAAACGUCACUCGAUUUUGAAACUCAAGCGGUGUACACUCUGACAGUCCGAGAAGAAGCUUUUACUUCCAGUGGUCCCAUCUUCAACGAUAUAAACUUCGAGAUCUCUGUCGUAGAUGUCAAUGAUAACGAUCCCCGAUUUGAAUUGAGGCAAAGGCACGGAACAGUGAACGGUAACGCUCAGGCUGGUGCUUCGGCUUUGAAACUUUACGUAUCGGAUGCAGAUACUGAUGCGAAUGGACUUGCAGGUUACCAACUUGUCACCAGUAACGCUCCCUUUGGCAUUGACCCGUUGGAAGACACUCUAAAGGUUGGCGGCCCUCUAAUGAAGUCUCAGUACGACCUAGAGAUACGUUCAUUCGAUUAUGGAGUACCUCGACGCCAGAACAGCCCAUUAAAACUUCGAUUAGAUGUUGGACAACUGCCUCCAAGAUUUAUCGACUUUCACGACGAUGGGUACAAGUUUGAGGUGCCCGAAGACGCUAGGGGUGGGACUGUAAUAGGAAAGAUCCAAGCUUUAAGUGUCUCAGGUAGCAGAGUGGGAUAUAAGAUUUCAGAUGGAAACUCAGGUAAUAGAUUUCGAAUCAACAGUGAUGGUGAAGUCAUGCUCAAUUUUCUCCUGGAUUACGAGACACAAGCAAAAGAAUAUGAACUGCAGGUGGAGGCUAUCGAGAUGAUUCCUUCCGGUCUGAUCUCUUCAAUCGAUGUCAAAAUCUUAGUUUUGAAUGCUAAUGACCACCAUCCUAUGUUUGAACAAGGAUCGUACACGGCUACCGUGCCAGAAGACGCGGCCUUCGGGAGCUCGAUAUUGACUGUAGCCGCUACAGACUGUGACUGUAGCCAGGAUUGCAGUUGCUCUUCAGGGCAGUUGAGCUACUCAGUGAAAGAUACCGAGUAUUUCACAGUGGAUCCCGACACUGGAGUUAUAUCACCAGCACGUUCUUUGGAUUACGAACGCAUUAUAACACACAUAUUUCAAGUCCGUGCAUCUGAUCAUCUGAGGAAUAAAACGAACGCAGCUUUGGCGUAUGUUAAGAUCAAUGUUACGAACGUGAAUGACAAUCAACCCAGGUUUGCAAAUCCCGAGUAUAGUUUCUCCGUCGACGAAGAUGCACAAGUUGGGAUAGGAUUAGCGGUGAUUGAAAUUCAUGACGAUGACCACGAUGAAAUUACAUAUUCCAUAGUCCAAGGGAGCAGCCCUUUCACAAUAGAUGCUAGAACUGGGGUCAUUUCUCUUUCACGAAAACUUCCCAGCAGUCCUUGGGAAUAUACGUUCACCAUUCGAGGAACGGAUUCAAACGGAGCCUUCAGCGACGCGAAAGUUUUCAUGACCAUCAGGGAUAAGAACAACAAUCGACCAGUGUUCGAAAAGUGCGAGGACUCUACAGUGACAGAGAAUCUAUCCCCCGGACAAGUAGUUACCCAGAUUGUGGCUACAGACGUGGACAGGGGUUUAGGUGGAGAAGUAGAAUACAGUCUGGCGUAUGGCGAUGAAUUCUUUGAGAUUGAUAAUACCACUGGUGUGCUAAAAACCACUGUCACCUUCGACCGAGAAGAAAAAGCCGAAUAUAAAGUCGUUAUCAAAGUUGAAGACGGUGGGCAUGGUCGAAGCUCCUCUGAACGACUUCUGAGGUAUUGCAAGCUGGAAGUCAUCAUUGGAGAUGUAAAUGAUAACUACCCCUAUUUUCCAGUGUGGACCUACGAAGGAAGCGUUUGGAAUAACGCCGAGAUAGGAACCUCAGUCAUGAGAGUUCACGCGUUCGAUUCGGAUGCAGGCGUGAACGCCAAUGUAGAAUACCAUUUGGAACCCGAUGACAAGUUCGAGAUAUCAGAAAGGGGCGUCAUAUCAACCAAAGUGUCACUGGCAUCUUUUACGGGAAAAAUGACAUUAACUGUCUUACCUUCGAAUACGGAGCCGAUGACUGCUGGUGCAGAUAAUAGUGCGGAUCGGAGUACAAAUAUUGAAAUCUUUGUCUCAGACCUUCCACCUCCGGAGUUUACGAAGGCAAUAUAUACCGCUUCAGUCCAGGAAAAUCAAGUUGCAGAUACGACAGUCCUAACAAUUCAAGCAGUUUCUAAAAACAACCAACCGUUAACAUACACUCCCUUAUUCACCUGGCAAUUUGCCUCAGAGUUCUUUCACAUCAAUCCUCAGACUGGAGAGAUCAAGACAGGUGGUAAGGCACUUGAUUAUGAGGAGCUUAAGAUAUUUCGUAUGCAGUUCAAAGCAUCCGAGAGCAAGACACUUUUUUCCACUUGCCUCGUGGAGAUUCGGAUCACUGAUGUCAACGACAACACCCCAAUAUUUGGAACGGAGUUUUACGAGGGUAGGGUUCUCGAGAAUUCUCCGCCGAAUUCGGAGGUCCUUCAAGUGCAUGCGUACGAUCCGGACACUGGAGGUGGGGGACUUUUGACUUACUCCAUCAUUGAAAGCGACACUACCGAUGGAAAGUAUUUCAGUAUUGACUCCAGCACUGGACUUAUAAGAACGAAGGAAACAUUUGACCGCGAGGUUGCUGAUGAAAAGCACUUCACUGUCUUAGUCGAAGCUAAAGAUAAAGGAGGCAAGUUUGGGAGGAGCUAUGUUGAUAUCGAAGUCGUCGAUGACAAUGAUGCGGGGCCAGUGUUUGCUACAACUCAGUAUUCUCUGAGCGUCAGGGAAGAUGCUGAGUUGGGUUGGAUUUUGCACUCCUUUACCGUGCAAGAUAUUGAUGUUGGUCUUAACUCUUUAGUAAGUUUUUACAUCUCGUCUGGAGAUGUAAGACAUGCAUUUCAUCUGGAGACAGUGUACUAUCCUCAAAAUGUUGGGCAGCUCAUUGUCGAUGAUAAGCUUGAUUACGAAACUGAUAAGGAGUACAAUCUGAAGAUCAUCUCUACAGACGGAAGAACAACAAGUCAACCGCCAGCAAGGGUUAGAAUCGAGGUUAUAGACGUUAACGACAAUGCCCCGGUGUUCAAUCAACUUCGUUAUGAUGCAACUGUGGUGGAAGGCAGUCCAGGAAGCCUGCUUGUGGUGACAGUAAGUGCUACUGACAUCGACACGACUGGCGAGACUAUUUCUUACUUCUUAGACAAACAGGGCGAGAUGUUCUUCACGAUUGGUCCAGAGAAUGGGGAGAUACGUACUAGUGGGAGACCGCUGGACAGAGAGGAAACGCCUGUGUUGUAUUUCAAGGUCCAGGCUACUGACGGAAUUUUUAUUGGAUCUGCAGGUGUAAAGAUCGUUGUUCUCGAUAUCAAUGACAAAGCACCCUACUUUCCAAGUCCUCCAUACAUUGGUACUAUCGAGGAAAACAACCCUCCGGGCACAAGCGUGAUUGUCGUACAAGCUAUCGACGAAGAUGACCCAAAAGAGAAUGGGAACACCGACCUAACCUACUCUCUAGAUGACGAUAGUGACGGGCUCUUCGUGAUUGACAGUAAAACUGGGCUCAUAUCCAAUACUAUGACCUUUGAUAAAGAAGGGGACCCGGACGAGUACAACGUCACCGUGAGGGCGACAGACAAUGGGACUCCCCGACAGCUUAGCGGCACAACAGUGGUAACUAUCAGAGUAGUAGACGCCAACGACCAUAAACCGAUAUUUGAACCUCUGGAGUAUAGAGCGUCUGUCCCGGAAAAUGCAUUUCCCGGAUUCUUCGUGACACAAGUUAGCGCUACAGAUAUAGAUUUGGGCUUCAACGGUAAAUUUGAGUUUACCACGGUGUCUGGCAACGAUCCCUAUGCGUUCUACAUCAACCCUGCUACUGGUGCGAUAUUGGUGUCGGGAGAGUUAGACUAUGAAACACGACCAAGUUACACUCUGAAGAUAAACGUAUCCGACCUAGGUAUCCCCCAACAGACUUCUUCAGAGCUUGCUUCCGUGUUCAUCACCAUCAUAGACGUAAAUGACCAUCCUCCGAUCUUUGUGCCAGAUACGUACAGCAUAUCCAUUAACGAAGACGAACCCGUUGGUUCUUCUUUACUAAGUUUGGUGACUAACGAUCUUGACAAGGGCAUUGAGACAAGGCUGUGGUUCACGGUCGAGUUUGGAGACUCAACUGACAGCUUUGACGUCAGACCUGAUCCAAAUAAUCCUAGUAUAGGUAUUUUAUACAUAACUGCUCCCCUGGACCGAGAAACAGUCAGCAGUUACAAGCUGGAGAUAAAAGCCGAAGAUGCUGAUGAACUCUUUGUCAUUUGCUUCGUGACAGUAACAGUACUAGAUAUCAACGACAAUGGGCCACACUUUAUCCCUCCUAUCUUCUUCGGCAGCAUCGUCGAAAAGGUGUCUACAGCGCAGUUUGUUGUGACGCUUAGUGCUUUUGACCCGGAUGAACCGUUUAAUGGACCACCGUUUGAAUACAAGAUACUCAAUGGAACGGUAGAGGGGAAUUUUUAUAUAGAGCCAAGUUCGAAGACCAGUACCACUGCCGAUAUCUACUCAUUGGCUUCAUACCAAUUCAACUAUGAAGAGAAACAAGAAUGGAAACUGUGGGUACAAGUAACGGACAAUGGCAAUCCUGCCAUGUCGAACAUAACUGUAGUCUACAUCGAGGUUAAAGAUUCUGUCAAUAACAACGCCCCUUUUAAUGCCACAAUGACGAUCAUUUUAAACUCGUAUCAGGGACGCUUUGCGGGGGGAGUUAUAGGAAAAGUUUACUACAGAGACAACGACUUUGAAGUGGAUGAAAACGGCUACACAAUUACGACGCAGAAUCCAGGAUCGUUUUUCACUUUGGAUACAAACACGGGCCACCUCUCUGCACCGGAAAAUAUUCCUGCGGGUAACUACGGACUUUUCGUACGUGUAACAGAAAAAAACAGAAAUCAGGCGUUACCACCCAAAGUUGUGUUCUCAGGCAUAACUGUUAUGGUUCGAAAUAUUUCACAAGCUGCCGUACUAAAAAGUACCACAAUACAGUUCGUGCAAAUCCAUAAAAAAGCUAUUUUCGUUGGUGAUUACUACUCGAAGCUUGUAGGGGUACUUCAAGAAAUUUUUAGCAACAAUGGUGGAGACUUCUUUGUACAAUACUACGUUUAUAUCUUCAGUAUACAAAUUGAUACAGACGACCCACAAGCUAUAAAUGUACAAUUAGCGGUAAACACCCCUAAAAACGAGUAUUGGAGUACAACUGAUAUACUGACGAAGCUGAUAGAGAAGAGAUCUUCGCUUGAAAGUAUCGGGCUAACUGUAAGCACCUUCGGUAUUGAUACAUGCGCAAAAGAAUACAACAAAACUGGUAUCUGCCGGAACGUGGUGAGCGCCUUCACUACGUUUACAGUGAUCAGCGGCGACUAUGGUCAAUUACCUGCACCUGACACCUCUCUCGCGUUUGUAUCAAUCGAUGUGAAACUUGAAGCAAAAUACUUUUUCUUCGAGAUUAAACCUGUUCUAAGAUGCUUAGAUAAGCCUUGUUUGAAUGGUGGCAUAUGUCAUGACGUUCAACCAGAAGGGAUUAUUUGCCAAUGCAAGCAUAAGUUCGCCGGGUUAGUUACUGGGCCUCUUUGCCAAGAAACGACUCGCACGUUCGAGGGAGGCCUGGGAGAAUCAUACAUCUGGCUUGAAAAGCUUGUGGCUUACGACAGGAAUGUUGUACAGCUGGAAUUCACCACAACAGUUGCAGAUGGUCUAAUUCUUUACCAAGGGCCAUUAUUGCAAGUGGGCGUCGGUCAGCCUCGUGAUUUCCUGGCCAUUGUUUUGUUUGGGGGCUUCAUUCGUGUCGUCGUAUCAUUGGGAUCACAGCCUUUAACUUUAACGAUGUCGCGUGGUCCUCGACUGGAUGAUAGUCAAUGGCAUUCUAUUGAAGUGCGUCAAGAGUUGAAGACGUUUACAGUCAUUAUUGACCAAUGCAAGAACGCACGUUUGAUACAGCUUGGGGAUCAGUUGGUGGAGGAUGAAAGCGAUUGUAAAAUAUCAGGAAAUGUCAGAGGAACCGAUGUUUUCCUGAACAGUAUUUGGCCACUUCAAAUUGGAGGGGUGGAAAACCCGCAAGUUUCAUAUCCAGACCUCAAUUACACGGGUUUUGUGGGAUGCAUACGAAAAAUUAUCAACAAUAAACAUAUGUACGAUCUCAAGAACCCCCUCAAAGUGGUCAACUCUCCCGAAGGCUGCACCUUGGCUCUCACCGCUUGUUCGUCUUGUAAUAACAAUGGAUACUGUGAACCGUACUUGGACAAGGAGAGCGUUUGUGUAUGUGAUGUGGGGUAUUCUGGAGACGACUGCUCGGCAUCGACUGUUGGGAAUUACUACUUGGAAAACAGUUACUCCCAGUAUUCCCUAUCAGCCUGGGAUUCAGCAGCAGCAUCGUCAUCAUCAUCGUCUUCUUCUUCCUUUUCGUCAUCGUCUUCAUUUUCAUCAUCGUCGUCAUCGUCAUCAUCAUCUUCGUCGUCAUCGUUAACCUCGUCAAGGAGAAGACGAGACGUUGCUCCAGCGCCCCAACCAGUGACGAGUGAAUAUUUCACGAACAUUGCCUUGAAAGUCAAAGCCUCGACAAGUACCAACACCAGCCUCGUAUUCCUGGCCACUAACAGCCUCGGAACCGAAUUUGUCAGGAUUGGCAUAUUGAACCAUGUACUUCGUUGUGUGUUCAGACUAGGAAGUAGGACAAAAGUCCUUUCGCUUCCGAACGUAAACAUCACCGAUGGUAAAACACACAUUGUCAAAGUGGAAAGAGUGGGUAACUACGCCACACUACAGGUUGACUACGCGGGGAAGGUGGAAGGAAGUACGGGAGGAAGCAGCAACCUGAUGAAUUUUGGUGGCGGGGCUCUGUUUUCCGGUGGUACCCGCCGGCUGACCGCGAUGCUUGUGAUGCGAGCGAUUGUGAAAAGCAACGGAAAGGCUAUUGUGCAAACGGCAGACGGCGGCCUCAUCUCGACUUUUACGUCCUUCUCAGGGUCUUUGUACGGAGUGAGUUUGAUAACUAUCGGAAAAAAGGGUGGUGUUACGGUCAAAAUAUUGAAGAAUGCGACCCUUAUUAGAAUGUACCAGAAACACAGCAUUCGAUCUGUGUAUAAUUCAAGUGCAGGGAAAGUAGUUUUAGGAAACGCCGGUGUAAGUGUUUCCGAAAUUCGAGUUAGUAACAGCAGCGCGCAAAGUGUUCAUCGGAUAUUACAACGAAGAAAUCAACAAAGUUCUGGAGAUCCGAGAGCGAAGGCUGGUCCUGGUGCUAAUGCGGUGGUCACUGGCGGCAAACUCAGUUCCGUGGCUGACUAUGGAUCGAGGCUGAAGCUGAGGCAGUCAACAGAAGGAAAGAGAAAUAGGUCGGACGUCGAUGAAUCUUACGCAGGUUGCAUCCCACAAAAUCGAUUCAAUGAUAUCGACGUAGACCAUGAAGGAAGUCCAGUGACAGUCGAGCGGCAAAAUGUUAUAUUUGGAUGUCCUUGUGAAAAGGGAGACUGCGCCAAUAACGGAACAUGUUUAAUAGAUACCACUUCGCCCCUGGUGAAUGUAUGUAAAUGCGCUGAGCCUUGGACUGGACUUCGAUGUUAUGAAAUCGUAGAAGACCCUGGAGGUGGAAAAACUCAACCGAAUACGCCUUCUCCGCCAGCGUGGAACUGGUUAGCCAUAUUAGCCGUUCUUCUCCUUCUCCUUAUCGCACUGAUCCUGCUUGGACUUUAUCUACUGUGGAAAAGGUGUAGGGAAGAUGCCACAGACGCAGGAACAGGACCAGCUAAGGCGGCAGUGGCUCCUACAGGACACGGGACAGUCAGGCCCUACUCUGCUGGGGCGGGGGAGAUGGACAGUACUGACUAUGAUCUACGUCAUUUGAUGAAGUACAUGUACACCGAGAAGGCUACAGGAAGCUCGGAUCUUGAGCAUGGCCAUGAGCAUGCCAAUAUUCGCGUGUACAGCGACGAUGGUAUCCGAGGGACAGACAACCUUCAUUUUGACUUAAGGCAAUUAACAUCUCACAGACAUCACGUGAUUCAAGGUGGGACGAACGUAAAUGACACUCACCUAGGAAUCGGUAACCAAGGCUUCCACGGUUCAAUGCCCAUGGUGACGUCACAUCUUCAUACAAAAAUUACACGACACGUGGUACGCGCCGACAGUAAUGUGUCGCUGUCACAUGACGAAGUGAACUCCUUUGAAGACGAAGGAGACGAUUCUGACGUGGAUGACUUAAGCGAGAUUGGCAGCGGGGACGACGCAGACUGGGACCUUCCGGAGGACUCUUGGGAGCAUCAUUUCGUACGACUUCGUGACGGAAACUAACCAAUGGCAUCUAUCGACAUAAUGUUCAUUUUUUUUUAUCUGCAUUAGAUACAUUUUGACCUGAUUACAAGGUGGUUGACAAAACAGAAACGUGCGACACAUCCUCGAAAUGCGCAGCAGAAUAUCGGUCACAUUGUGAUUUGCUACAAGUUUUGUCCCUAAUUCAGUGAACUGCUUCCUGGAAAUAAACAAUCCGGUCAUUAAUGAUCAAUCUCACAUUUUUUUUCCGUCGAAAAAUAUUGUGGAUUACAAUAAAAUCUUUGCUCGAUUGAUAUAUUUUGCUCAUAAAAUUCAAUUGAAUAAUUGCGGUCUUGUUAUUUACUUGCUGCGUCGCUUGACAAUUUAGCAUCUAAUCAGCUUAUACUGGAUUAAUUAGACAAUUAAUAAGUAGAAUGUUCAGACUUGGAACUAGAAAAAGGCAGUCUAAGUCAGGAAUGUAAAAUUAUCCAAUUUCAAUCGUAUUAAGACGAAGUUUCCUCACUUAAGACCAGAAGCUCACCACAUAAUGGUCAACCGUGAUGAGUAUUAUGUUGUUUAUGAAUCGAUACAUAUUUCUGUUGCUGAUGCAUCGUAGGUGGUUAUAGACACGAUCUUAAAGGUUUACAUUGGAAAUGAUUCAAUUGUCACUUUUGCUGUAGCUUAUGGGUAAAAGUUUUUCGCGAGCUGUCGGUGUCAUCGCACAUCCCGGGGUUAAAGCGCUCAUAGAAUUCGCAACCACAUUCUUGAUUUUUGUCGUGUUUUUUUCAAAUAGGAUAAUCAGUACGGAAUAAUUUAGUACAGGUUUCUGCUGUCACCAGCAGCGCUGUCAGCACUAAAAAGAGAUGCGAUAUCGUUGCAAA